Saprolegnia diclina VS20 is the source of this 1072-nucleotide messenger RNA. RefSeq lists its product as hypothetical. The record is from RefSeq and is a predicted model, not a curated record. Gene Ontology annotation, molecular function: protein binding. Bases 346 to 1017 code for a protein of 223 amino acids. The transcript has 6 exons. Lineage: Eukaryota; Oomycota; Saprolegniomycetes; Saprolegniales; Saprolegniaceae.
GGGGGAUGGGUUGCAAAGCUAUUUCGGGUCGUGUCGCAGCAACAGUAGGAUGAUCUCGAUCGAGAUGCUCGUGAACGCGAGCAAGACGAGCGUCGCCAAAGACGAGUCCGCCGACCACUACCUCAAGCGCCUCACGCACCUUACGCUCACCAACAAGAAGCUGCACAGCAUCGCCAACCUCGAACUGUGCCGGCAUCUCAAGGUGCUGUAUCUCUACGGCAACCGGAUCAAAACGAUCGAGAACCUCGGGUUCGCGUCGCAGCUGACGCAAUUGCAUCUCCAAGACAAUCGCAUCACGCGCAUUGAGGGGCUUGACGCGCUCGUCAACCUUGAAAAACUGUACCUAUGACGUGGCAGCGCCCACGAACGAGCACCACAUUGCACUUGCGUAGGUGUCUCGAAGGCAACCAGAUCGCGCGGCUCGAGGGCCUGGAGCACUGCAGCAAGCUCACGGAGCUCCACUUGGCCAACCAGAGCGUAUCGGCAGUUGGCUUUGCGUUGGACGAUGCGUCAUCGCUCGCGACGCUGAGCCGCUGCCUGCGCGUGCUCAACCUGGCCAAUUGCAAAGUGCAACGCGCGUCACCGCUGGUGGUCCUUGGUCGUCUCGAACAGCUCAACCUGUCGCGCAAUGCGAUCAGCGACAUGGAGGACGUCUUUGCCCUCGUCGGGGGCCUCCGGUGCCUCCGCGACUUGAAUUUGACUAACAACUAUGUCAACGCGACGCCCAAGUACCGCGAAAACACCAUCAUCUUUUCCGGUGUCAACUUGCAGGUGCUGGAUGCCAAGGACAUUGACGCCAAGCAGCGGGCGAUGAUGCAGUCGCAUCUGGCCUUCAAGCACAAGAAACGCAUCGAGAGAGGAAAGGGCGUGGUCGAACCCGAGGCGAACGUCUCGCUCAAGCCGACCGUGUCGAUACCGAUGAGCAAACGACUUGGCGGGUCGGACUUUGACGUGCUUGGGAGCGCCAUCUCGCGCCCCCGUAGCAACAACUGCGACGAGCACGACGACGGAUUGUGAGCUUGCCGUGUAAAACGUCAAUUUCGACAAUGUAUGCAUCAUCUACAUCGUACUA